ACCUCUCGGCCCAAGCUAUAUAAUAUAUAUCAUCAGCAACGACCAUACCUUAAGAAACGAUGUCGGAUUGGGGUCCCGUUUUCGUGGCGCUGGUCCUUUUCGUGCUGCUAACGCCAGGGCUGCUGUUUCAGGUUCCGGGUCACCAUAGGUGCGUCGAAUUCGGCAACUUUAAGACCAGUGGUGCUUCCAUUUUCAUCCAUUCGUUGCUGUAUUUUGGGCUCAUUUGUGUGUUUUUGCUGGCGGUUAAGGUUCAUUUGCAUUUGGGUUGAUGUUAACGUUUGAUCGUAUAUGAUCUUUGUUACCAUCAUUUGUAAUCUUUGAGGGUUUGAUUUUUUUUCAUGUUUUAAUGCUGGGUGUUGAGCUUAGUGCCUGGAAAAUUUA
Gossypium raimondii (Peruvian cotton) is the source of this 381-nucleotide messenger RNA. RefSeq lists its product as uncharacterized. The transcript has a single exon. The coding region runs from base 60 to 269 and encodes 69 amino acids. Lineage: Eukaryota; Viridiplantae; Streptophyta; Magnoliopsida; Malvales; Malvaceae. The record is from RefSeq and is a predicted model, not a curated record.